AUGGCCCCUAACAAGAAGACCAAGACCUCUGACUCCAUCAACUCGCGCCUUGCGCUUGUUAUGAAGUCGGGUAAGGUUACCCUCGGCUACAAGUCGACCCUCAAGGUCAUCCGCUCCGGCAAGGCCAAGCUUAUCAUCAUCGCUGGUAACACUCCUCCUCUCCGCAAGAGUGAGCUCGAGUACUACGCCAUGCUCGGCAAGACCGCUGUCCACCACUUCAACGGCAACAACAUUGAGCUCGGUACCGCCGCCGGUAAGCUCUUCCGUUGCUCCACCAUGGCCAUCAUCGAUGCCGGUGACUCCGACAUCCUUACUGCCUCCGUCGCAUAA
This is a messenger RNA of Aureobasidium subglaciale EXF-2481, 330 nucleotides long. RefSeq lists its product as uncharacterized. Gene Ontology annotation, cellular component: cytosolic large ribosomal subunit. Lineage: Eukaryota; Fungi; Ascomycota; Dothideomycetes; Dothideales; Saccotheciaceae. The transcript has 4 exons. Bases 1 to 330 code for a protein of 109 amino acids. Gene Ontology annotation, molecular function: structural constituent of ribosome; RNA binding. The record is from RefSeq and is a predicted model, not a curated record.